Messenger RNA from Cloeon dipterum, 937 nucleotides. RefSeq names its product dynein regulatory complex protein 9. Gene Ontology annotation, biological process: cilium organization. Gene Ontology annotation, cellular component: motile cilium; cytoplasm. NCBI's taxonomy places the organism in Eukaryota, Metazoa, Arthropoda, Insecta, Ephemeroptera, Baetidae. Bases 114 to 911 code for a protein of 265 amino acids. The record is from RefSeq and is a predicted model, not a curated record. The transcript has 5 exons. Gene Ontology annotation, molecular function: protein binding.
UUAAUAUUUUAUUAUUUAAAAAAUAAUAAUUUAAAUUAUUUUUUUUAUUUAGAUUUGGGAAAGAAACGCCUCACAAAUCGGCAGCUGCUCGAAUCAAGGUGAAAAAUCCAAACAUGGUCAAACUGCAGAGAGAAAGAGCCCUUUUAGAACACAUCUUGAAGGGUAGCUUGUUGGAACUGAAAGAAACUCGGACGUUCAACUUCUUGAACGACAAAGUGAUUCAAUAUACCCAGGAGCACAAAGAAGAAAGGAAAUUGUUAACGGAAUUAGCCGAGUAUGGACUAACCGCGCCGGGGCUCAAACGAGAGUUGGCUAGUUCCAAGUUGCGAACUCAAGAAGAAUUGAGUCAAAACUUGCAAAAAUUGGCAGUGUUGCAAGACAAAGUUGCUAAAGUAAAGAACGAUACUAAAGUGCAGUUGGCAUUUCUGGCUAACUGGGAAGAAGCUCGAUCUGACCAAGUUUGCCUAGCUCUGCAAAGAGAGGAGAAAAUUCUUGAAGAACAACUCGACAUUGUCAAUGAAGAAACGUCUAAUGAACUGAGAGUGCAUACCGAACUGCAAAUAGCGCUGGAGAAAGUAAUAAAGAAAAUCGAAAAUAUGAAAUCAGAUUGGGACGCAAAGUACUUGAAGGACGUCGAGGACAAAAAUGAGCAGUUGAGGAGGGAGAGAGAAAAAAGGGAGCAAAAUUUAAGCGAGCUCAAGCACUUGGCUGAAGUGUAUGUGGAGCACAAAAAAGAGUUGAGAGAGUGGCAACAGUUUUGCCACGAGAGGCAGGUGGCUUUGGAGAAACUGCGCUAUGAGAACGCGAUGGCAACCAUCGUGCAAGCAUGGUGGAGAGGAACCAUGGUGCGGCGGGGCCUCGGCGCUUACAAAAAGAAAAAGAGCCCGCCCAAGGGAGCAAAGAAGAAAUAACUCCCUUUUUUUAGUUUUAUUUUGUG